Molecule: messenger RNA, 969 nt
Organism: Saccharomyces mikatae IFO 1815
Lineage: Eukaryota; Fungi; Ascomycota; Saccharomycetes; Saccharomycetales; Saccharomycetaceae
Gene: RAS2
Product: Ras family GTPase RAS2
Exons: 1
Coding region: 1-969 (322 amino acids)
Biological process (GO): signal transduction
Cellular component (GO): plasma membrane
Molecular function (GO): GDP binding; GTP binding; GTPase activity
Source: RefSeq, a predicted model, not a curated record
AUGCCUUUGAACAAGUCGAAUAUGAGAGAAUACAAGCUAGUUGUUGUUGGUGGUGGUGGUGUUGGUAAAUCUGCAUUGACUAUACAGUUGACUCAAUCACACUUUGUAGACGAAUACGAUCCCACAAUCGAGGACUCAUACAGGAAGCAAGUAGUCAUUGAUGAUGAAGUGUCUAUUUUGGACAUCUUGGAUACUGCUGGGCAAGAAGAAUACUCUGCCAUGAGAGAACAAUAUAUGCGCAACGGUGAAGGGUUUCUACUGGUUUAUUCCAUAACGUCUAAGUCGUCCCUUGAUGAGCUUAUGACCUACUACCAACAAAUUUUGAGGGUCAAGGAUACGGAUUACGUGCCAAUUGUGGUUGUCGGUAACAAGUCUGAUUUGGAAAAUGAAAAGCAGGUCUCUUACCAGGACGGCUUGAACAUGGCAAAACAAAUGAACGCUCCAUUCUUGGAGACUUCUGCUAAGCAAGCAAUCAACGUCGAAGAGGCAUUCUACACACUGGCACGUUUAGUAAGAGACGAGGGCGGAAAGUACAAUAAGACGUCGACAGAAAAUGACAGCUCAAAACAAAAUCCUCAAGAUACUCAAGGAGGUGGCGCUAAUUCUGUACCCACAAAUAAUGGAGGCCAUAGGAAAAUGAGCAACGCUGCCAAUGGGAAAAACGCUAAUAGUAGCACAACUGCCGUGAAUGUUAAGAAUGCAAGCAUAGAAGCUAAGGCAGGAUUGGCGGGCAACCAAGCGGUAAACAGUCAGACGCUGACCGAUCGCACCGAUGUAGAGAAUUCAGCAGAUCAGGCUGUUCAAGCCAGUGCUCAAAACGCUAAUACGGUGAACAGUCGUGUAAAUAAAGACAAUAAGGCAAGCCAAGCUCCAAAUGCCAAACAAGCCAGAAAACAGCAAGCUGCAUCCGGCGGCAACACUGAUGAAUCCUCCAAGAGCGGAUCAAGCGGCUGUUGUAUUAUAAGUUAA